This is a messenger RNA of Python bivittatus (Burmese python), 307 nucleotides long. The record is from RefSeq and is a predicted model, not a curated record. Lineage: Eukaryota; Metazoa; Chordata; Lepidosauria; Squamata; Pythonidae.
CAGACUAGCGUGGGAACUACUGCUAUCCGUAGGCCGGUGUUCUGCCGCUAAGAUGGCGGCUCCCUUAGUGUUGGUGCUUUUGGUGGCCGUAACAGUUCGGGCCGCUUUAUUCCGCUCCAGCCUGGCUGGACUCAUCUCCGAGAGGGUGGAGGUGGCGUCUCCUUUAAAUGCCUGGAAACGAGUGGUUGAGGGACUAGCCUUACUUGAUUUGGGUGUAUCUCCAUAUUCUGGAGAUGUCUUUCAUGAAACGCCUCUUAUAAUAUACCUCUUUCAUUUCCUGAUUGAUUAUGCUGAACUGGUAUUUAUG